Messenger RNA from Mixia osmundae IAM 14324, 998 nucleotides. RefSeq lists its product as uncharacterized. The record is from RefSeq and is a predicted model, not a curated record. The transcript is spliced from 5 exons. Bases 69 to 998 code for a protein of 309 amino acids. Lineage: Eukaryota; Fungi; Basidiomycota; Mixiomycetes; Mixiales; Mixiaceae. Gene Ontology annotation, biological process: inositol metabolic process; signal transduction. Gene Ontology annotation, molecular function: inositol monophosphate 1-phosphatase activity.
CGGACAAGAAGGAAGUCGCGUAACGGGCCAAACAGCCUUAAGCCUGACCCUAGCCCCUGCUCAAUACCAUGGCGAUUGACGAUGGCUUCGAGAGCGAGCUGAACUUCUCCAUCGACUUGGCUCGGAGAGCGGGGGCCAUCAUCAAGGAAGCCUCCGCCAAACGAUGGCAAAAUGCCAACGUGCAAAUCGACAGCUCCAAAAAGAACAGAGUCGACCUUGUCACGGAGACCGAUCAGCGAGUUGAGAAAGUCGUCAAGGAAGCUAUCGCGCAAACGUUUCCUCAGCACAAAUUCAUUGGCGAGGAGAGCUUUGCUGCCGGCGAAAAGGCGGAGCUAACAGAUGAGCCAACAUUCAUUGUGGACCCUAUCGAUGGCACUACCAAUUUCGCGCAUGGAUUCCCUUGGUGCUGUAUCAGCAUCGGAUUAGCAUACAAGAAGCAACCCGUCCUCGGCGUCAUCUAUAAUCCCUUUCUCGAACUACUGUACUCUGCGAGGAAAGGCCACGGGGCUUGGCUCAACGAGAGCACGCGACUACCGCUCUCGCAUCCCAACCCGCUGCCUCUCGCAAGCUUGGGCGAUGCCGUCAUCUGCGUCGAAUGGGGCAGCGACAGAAGUAAAGCUGUGAUGGAAGCCAAGGGCGAGAGCUUUACGAGAUUGGCGGGUGAUCCUACGCAAGUCAAAGGCGGCAUCAUGGCCCAUUCGUUGCGCAGCUUAGGUUCAGCAGCUCUGAACUAUUGCGCGGUUGCAGCAGGGCAGAUGGAUCUCUAUCACGAGAUCGGGUGCUGGGCUUGGGAUGUAACGGGCGGAGCGGCGAUAGCACGAGAAGCAGGCGCAAAGGUCUAUGCACGCAACGGCAAAGAGCUUCAAGGGGACGACCUCAUGGGCCAUCACUUCCUCGUCGUUCGAGCCAUAGCGCCUACAGAUAGCGAAACUUCGGAGCAAGUACAAGACCGCAUCGUCAAGGAAUUCAUGGGCGCAGUCACAGAAUAUGAUGUAUGA